CAGACACAGAAUGACCUUGAACGUCUAGACGACUACUCGUCUCAUAUAGGAUGCAUAGAAUGCCUUAAUGAUUAGCUCAGGUUGAAAACAUGAACACUUUUCUUAAUGCUUCCAUUUAUGAAACAUGAUUUACUAGAACAAAGCAUAAUGUGAUCUUAUAAUUUUUUAAAUCAGUGCCUCAUAUGAUCUAAUUAUCCCCUAUCAGCUAAUCAAAGUUACAUCUCAUGGUAUAUGGUAAAUAAUUCACGCGCUCAGGUUAACUAACCUUGAACUAUAUAAGGAUUGCUACUUCUAAUUAAUUGGAUAUAAAACCAACUGACCAAUCAUAGUAUACAAGCCAAUGCAACCAAUCAGCUAGUAGUAAUUGGCCCAAAUGAAAGAUUAAUAAGAAAAUAUUGUUUCCGUGAUCAAAAUACAAAAAUAUGAGUGGAAAACUUGAAGGUUGUGUUUGCCUAGUAACUGGAGCUACACGAGGCAUUGGUAAAGGGAUUGCAAUUGAAUUGGGUCAAGCCGGGGCUAUUGUAUACAUUACUGGACGAACAUUAAAGCCAGAUGGCAAAAAUAUUGGCGGUUCUUUAGAGGAGACAGCGGAAAUCAUAACCAGUGGAGGUGGAAAAUGUAUACCUAUAGUUGUCGAUCAUACUGAUGACAAUCAAAUCGCCAAGUUAUUCGAACGAAUUGAACGCGAACAAAAUGGUCGUCUUGAUAUUUUAGUCAAUAAUGCUUUCAGUGCUGUUGGUUUCCUCUUAGAGAAUGUGGAUAAGCCUUAUUUUGAGAUUGACAGUAAAUCACCUGGUGAAGCAUGGGAUAUUAUAAACAGUGUUGGUCUAAGGAAUAAUUAUAUUUGUUGUGUUUUGGCCACAAAACUAAUGAUCAAAUAUCAAGAAAAAUUGAAAAAUCAGGGUGUUGGAAUUGAUCAGUCAAGACCUGGAUUAAUUGUUAAUGUCUCUUCAAUUGGUGCUAGAAUAUAUUUCUUCAAUGUACCAUAUGGAUCAGGUAAAGCUGCUCUGGACCGUAUGACAACUGACAUGGCUUAUGAUUUAAAACGUACCAAGACUGAUGUGUGCAUCCUAACCUUAUGGCCUGGUCCAGUCCGUACAGAAACUGUUGUAUCACAGGCAGCUGGAGGGACUUUAGAACUUGGAGAAAAAAUAGUUUUUAAUUAUGAUACUGCUGAAACACCACAGUUAUCUGGCAGAGUAAUUAUCGCAUUGGCAAAUGAAAAACGCGACAAAUUGUUUUCAAGAGCUGGUCAAGUCAUUCUAACUUGUGAUGUGGCGGAUGAAUACGACAUCAGAGAACCGGACGGCAGGAAACCAAUCAAUCUGCGUUCAUUACAAUUUGCUGUUAAACAACAACAUCCUUUGCUUAGUUAUUUCAUACCUGGAUUCCUACGUAUUCCGCUUAGUUUUGUGACAUAUUUCCUUGGUCGGAAAUAGUCGUUUAUAUGUUGCCACAACAAAAACAAAUUCAUUCUAAUAACAAGUAACAGAAUACUCAGGGAAAAAUCUGAUGCAAAACUUAUUUAUUUAUUCUACUAUUAAACGCUUCAUUUUAAAUGAAUACUGAUCAGUGCAUCGUAGAUCAAUAUUUUUGGAAAUACUUCAGAGAAAGAAGUGCUUUUUCCUUUAAUUUCAUGUGUAAUAAAAUAACCGAAUCAUUUCUUGUUAAAAUUCAGUUUUGAUUUCCCCGUUGAUUGAUUGGACCGAAAUUUUCAGCCUCUGUUGACAUGUUGGCUCCCUGUGAGGGUGAAUUGACGAUGCCUAAGGAUCAGCUUGAAGUAAUUUGGUAAAUGGUGACUGGUCGUGAAAUUCAGGAUGUUCAUUUCGUCCUGUUUGGGACUCGUCAACUGGAGGCACCUGUAUUCCCCAGUGAGCGAGGGCUUCCCCAUUGAGGGUCGAACACAGUGACCAUCAUUUCAAACGUCAAAGCGGUUACCCACUAGACCACUUGAACCAUGGCAGCCACUACUUGUGCAUCGUGUGUCAGUCAUUGUUUGUUUUAAAUUGACGAGUCCCAAGUAGGACAAAGUGUGCAUCCUGGAUUCCACCGCUGGUCAACAUCCACCAAAAUGAAUUGAUAAUUUUCUGCAAAUAUGAUUUUUUUACAAUGCAUUAGCAUCAUUUAGGUAUGAUCUCCUGGUGUAUAGAUACCCAACUGAAUUGUGUAAUUAGUCAUUAUUCCUAUAAACUUUUAUCGUUUAUAUGCAUUGUAUAUAUCCCCUGCCGACGCACACCUGAU
This is a messenger RNA of Trichobilharzia regenti, 2241 nucleotides long. Lineage: Eukaryota; Metazoa; Platyhelminthes; Trematoda; Strigeidida; Schistosomatidae. The record is from the annotation of a GenBank genome assembly.